This is a messenger RNA of Lottia gigantea (owl limpet), 2685 nucleotides long. RefSeq lists its product as hypothetical. The record is from RefSeq and is a predicted model, not a curated record. Gene Ontology annotation, biological process: homophilic cell-cell adhesion; positive regulation of synapse assembly; positive regulation of synaptic transmission. Gene Ontology annotation, molecular function: kinesin binding; amyloid-beta binding; calcium ion binding. The coding region runs from base 1 to 2685 and encodes 894 amino acids. The transcript is spliced from 12 exons. Lineage: Eukaryota; Metazoa; Mollusca; Gastropoda; Lottiidae. Gene Ontology annotation, cellular component: cell surface; postsynaptic membrane.
AUGAUAAAUGAUCUAUUUUGGUUAUUUUCAGGUUAUAUCUGUGAAUAUAACAUUGUGAAACAUUUCAAGAAGACCAGUCUACCAUUCGAAGUAGUGGUAGUUAAUAGAACAACAGGGUUAGCUGAGAUCCGAGUCAAAGAGGGAUUUAAACUGAACUAUGAAAAGAGAAGACACUACAGAUUCAAUAUUGUAGCUGUAGAUUGUGGAGAAAGCAAGAAAAUCUCUAAUCCAGCUGUCGUGUUGAUCAAAGUCAAAGAUGUGGAUGAAUUUGUCCCGAAAUUCGAGAAUGCCUCCUACUAUGCCACCAUUGAAGAAGGCAGAGUGUACGACCAAAUUAUUACAGUCAAAGCUUACGAUGAAGACAGAUCACCGACAUUCCAUGAUAUUUGUGAUUACAAAAUCGUCACUCCCAACGUUCCUUUCGAGAUCGACAACCAGGGUAACAUCAAAAACACAGAAGCCUUGGACUACAAGCGUCAUCGUAACUUCAUCAUGAAGGUCAAGGCCCAAGAAUGUGGCGGCAAAUACUCCAAGCCGGUCUCCGUGAACAUCUUCAUCAAGGAGAUCUGCGUGACAGGUUGGAGAGGCGUGGAAGAUAAGGUUGUCUAUUUCGCUGGUAGUGGACGCCAGAAGUUAGCUGCCGAAGCCAGACUCCAAAUCUGUGAAGACACCUGCAAACCAGACCAAGUCGGUGAUGUGUCUGUUAAAAUGACACUAGGUACCAACCAUAUUGGCAAAGGCUGUGAUCGUGAUACCUUCUCUAUAACCUCCCAGAGAAAGAUUUGUGGAGCUAGUGGAGAUAGUACAGAUCUUCUUCCACCACCAUCUUCUGCUGAAUGGACCAAAAAUAUCGGAACAGAUGACGGACAUGAAAGUGAUCAAGUCUUUUAUUUUGACGGAGACAACGCUGCCAUUGUACCAGAAGAUCAUUUCAACCACACAUUAGACAAUGAAUUUACCAUCUCUACCUGGAUGAAACAUGUGUUCGAUGAUAACUAUCAACAGGGACAUAGCAAACAUCCUAAAGAACACAUCAUGUGUAUGUCUGAUGGAGAAAAAAUGAACAGACAUCACUAUGCUCUGUUUGUCCACGGUGAAAAACUGGUGUUAUUAUUAAGAAGAGAACCAACCACUGAAGAAGAAAUGGAAAUAUUUAAACCAGCAGAAUGGAGAUGGCACUUACCUCAAAUUAAUGAUAAUGAAUGGCAUCACUAUGCUAUCAGUAGCCGGAUUGAUAUUAUGUUACAGGUAAAAUUAUAUAUUGAUGGUAAACUGUUAUUACAAGAUAAAACUAUAUUUGAAGAAAUAGAUGAUUGGCCACUACAUCCUUCCAGUAAAGUUCACUAUACCAAAUUAGCGGUUGGUGGUUGCUGGCAGGGAGGCAAAUCUAAGUUUGGACAUUUCUUCAAGGGAUAUUUAGCUGGAUUAUCUGUAUUAAAAGAUAAGAGAGAAGAUGAUAGAGUUAUAAGAUGUCUUAAUAACUGUAAAGAAAGUCUGGAUUUCCAUGCUCUUGGUGAAAUGAAGACUGGAUCAAGUGUAAGUUUUAACAAUGAAAUGACGGAGUUUAAUAUUUCUGGUAAAAAAGUUAGUGAGGUAGAGAAAUUAUUACAUGAAGUAGGCUAUGUUAAUGUCCGAUCCUACCCUACCCCUGGACGCAGAAAGUUAGAAAUUGAAACUACUAUCAGUUGUAAUGAUCAAAAAAUCACACUCACUAAGAUUAAGAGCAGUGUAGUGGUACAGGAACCUCCUAAACCAAUCAUUAAGAUACUGGGUAAUGAUACCAUCAGCAGUCCAGUAUACGAGUUUGAAAGAGGUAUUCAAGUCUUUGAGAAAGUGGACAUCAUGUAUACCAAAUCUAAGAACAUCAUUGAAGAAGUUGAAGAGGAAGAUGAUGAUGAUAAACAAGCUCAACUUAAUCUGAAAAAACAUUCCCAAGAAAUUUUGAUUGAUUCAUGUGAAAUUAAGGCUGAUCCACCAUUAAAUUUAUUCUAUGAACAUCUAUCUCUACCAACUCAUAUCAUGGGGAACCUGGGAUUAGAAUGGAGCGAGACUAACGAUGGUGUCGUCAUUAUGAAUGCUGAUACUAAAGAAAGAUAUACCAGUGUAUUGAGAAAGAUUCAUUAUUAUCACAACCAACCUAAUAUCUUAAAAACUAGAUCCUUGUCACUGGAAUGUUCUUCAGAAAAUCAUAGAUUUAUUAGCAACUUGUUCAAGACACAGGUAAGCUUAAUGGGAGUUAUGCCCCUUGCUUUUAUCAUGCGUUUUCUGAAACUGGUUUUCAGAAACAUCGUAACUUGUAGAGAAUUGUUUGAUUCCCAUCAUUUUGAUUUUUUUACAGAUUUUGGAAUGGCUGCUAUUAUUGUGGUGUGUAUAGGAUUCUUAUUAUUUAUGAUAAUAUUGGGAGUCAUCAGAAUUCGAGCUGUACAUCGUAGAACACAGGUUGUCCAAGUUGAAGAGAAACAAGAGAUGGAAUGGGAUAACUCAGCUCUUAAUAUCACUGUUAAUCCCAUGGAACAAGAGCAAGUAUUUGAAUAUGAAGAGAAUGUACAACAAGCAUUAAGAGAUGAGACAGAUAGCGAAGAUGAUGGUAGUGAUUUCCACGAUGAAUUAGACAGCUCGGACGAAGAGCCUCGUGCUCCUGGUAAAGAUCAGCUGGAAUGGGAUGACUCUACGCUCAGUUUCUGA